AUGUAUCUUCUGCAUCGAAGCGUGCCAGCUGCUCAGGCAGAGGAACAGUUCUCACUUUACCACUACCAUCCGAUGGUAGCUGGUGGAGUCAUCUUCGCAAUGCUCUUUCUGAGUACUACUUUAUUCCACUUCUGGCAACUAAUCCGGGCAAGGUGCUGGUUCAUGAUCCCUCUAACCGCUGGCGGCAUCUUUGAAGGCAUCGGAUAUGCAGCUCGAGCUAGGUCUGGUAACGAGAGCCCCAACUGGACGCUCGGUCUGUAUAUUAUGCAGGCAAUUCUUCUACUCGUCGCGCCGGCCCUUUUUGCGGCAACAAUCUACAUGGAGCUUGGCAGGAUAAUCAUCAUGACCGACGGCGAAAAACGUGCUUUGAUUCCCAAAAAGUGGAUGACCAAGAUCUUUGUCACUAGAGAUGUCCUCUCAUUUAUUCUUCAGGGUGGCGGAGGAGGCUACCAAUCCUCCGGCUCCCUCGAAGCCUUGAACAACGGUGCCAAAGUCAUUAUCGGGAGCCUCUUCGUCCAACUCAUCUGCUUUGGCGUUUUUAUCGUCAUCGCUGUGGCCUUUGACCGAUCAAUUCGAGAAUCCCCAACGGGACGCUCCCAUAUGGUUCCCUGGAAGAAGCACAUGAUGGUCUUAUAUAUUUGCAGCAUGAUGAUCAUGGUACGAUCUGUCUUUAGGGUUGUUGAAUACCUCCAGGGCUUUGACGGGUACCUGCUCAAGCAUGAGAUAUACCUCUAUCUCUUUGACGCUGUCCUGAUGUUCCUUGUUAUGUUAUUAUUCAGCUGGAUUCAUCCGGCAGAAAUCACUGCGAUCAUUUCUCAGAGGGGAAAUACUUAUGGUUUAAAAAUGGGUCAUAUCCCAGGAAGUCAUCGUCGCUUGGCUUCAGAUGUAUAA
Molecule: messenger RNA, 891 nt
Organism: Fusarium redolens
Lineage: Eukaryota; Fungi; Ascomycota; Sordariomycetes; Hypocreales; Nectriaceae
Product: RTA1 like protein-domain-containing protein
Exons: 3
Coding region: 1-891 (296 amino acids)
Cellular component (GO): membrane
Source: RefSeq, a predicted model, not a curated record